GGUAAUGGUAAAUGAAAAAAUCACCGUAGACCAUAGACUCCUAGUAUGAUCUGUAUUUGAGGCCGAGACGACCUCCACUCAGACUUGGAAGGGAGACAACUUCAUGUGAGAUGGUCUCCAAGGGAUCAUAUGGUUUUAAUGCAAUUAAACUUAAUCAAUUUGUCAAAGAAGAAAACGAAGUCAACGAUUGCUCCCUGUGCCAGAGACAGCAGACGAUAUACCAAGAUGGCAUCGCCGAAGAGGCGUAUCCAAACUUCAUCGACGGAUUGGCGCAAGCUCUUGAGUAAUAUUCAUCGAAACACAACUACAGGAACCGUUGAUAAACUCUUUGAGGAUGACUACUUUGCUUUUGAGCUAAUAAAGACGUUGCAUGAAGACAGUGUGGAUGUAACUGUGAAGAUGGAUUUUCUUAGUAUUCUGGAACAGUAUGGAUCAGAUCACGUCGAUACCAACAGUCUGGACCAAGUGGUUUCAUUACUGCUGGAUCUGCUACGGGAUUAUCGCAGUCACAUGGAGGACCUAAGAUUUGUAUCCCAGCUGCUGCUAACUACCACAACUUUUGUCUUACAAAAUGACUUAAUGAACUCAGAAUUCUGUACAUCACUAGUUAUUAUGCUAUGGGAGAUGAUUUCCAAAACAAAUGACAUCCCCACCCGCAGACUUCGUGGUUGUGCCUGUCAGUGCCUGAGGCAAAUAGAGAUGAGGAGUCCUGGCUUGUUAUUGGGAUACAGGGACCGACUAGUCAAGCUUGUGCGAGAAGAACGAACAGAUAUUUUUCAAGAUUAUGCUAGCCUGCUGGCAGCAGUCCUUACAAACCUGGCAGCACAACUUGCCGAGCCAAAGAGCAUUUCAGCAGAGGAUAUUGUUCCUCAUCUGUCCUUUCUGAUGGACAAUUCCUUCCUAUUUACACCAGAAGGCCUUUGGCCAAUAGUUUUAUCUGUGGUGGCUCUCGUGAAAUCAACUGUUCAUGUAGCACCCACAAUUUUUAAGCCACUCAUGUUACACAACAUGGCAACUUUUGACCCAUGUCUUUUUCACAUGGAUUUAUACAUUCAGGAGGAAUUUCAUGGAGAGAUUUUAACAAAAGAGGAGGAAUCUAUGCUGCAGCGGCGCUUAGUCUCUAACAUCCAGCUUCUCUCCCUGCCCCCAGCUCUGCGAUUACUCCUUUUGCAGUGGCUAAAACCACAAAUGAAGCCUGUAAGCAUUAACAGUGAAGCUGAGCUCAACACCAAUGUAGUGGCCAGAAUCAUCCAGCAGCAUAUGCAUCCAUCUGUCUUUGACAGCCUGGACAUCCAUAUUGACAAGCUGACCAUUUGGGUGGGCAGCCUGCCUGUUGGCCAGGAUCAAGGACUAAUAAAUGACAUUCACUACCUGAAGCGUUUGACUCUCACAACUGGCAAUGAGCAAGUUGCAGUUGGGCUUUACCGAGUUCUGUAUGCUAGCCUUCAGCAUCACAAGACACAGGCAGUGGCAAACAUAAUUCUCAAGAUUACUCAAGAUCUUGUAGUGGAUUACCCACACCUUAUUCCAGUCAUCCUUGACUUCCUAUUGGCUGUAAAAGAAAACAUUGGUGAAAGGGUGAUUUACAUGGAUGCACUGUCAUCACUCCACUCCCAGGUGCUAAACAGCACAAAGGAGGAAGUUUUAUCACAAUUUCGCUUCUUCCUGCAGGUGCUUAGUAUCGCAGCCCAGCAACAAGACAUUUCUCAGAUAAAGACACUCAGGUUUUUGCUGGGUUUAGUGAGGUGUGCACGAGAUCAGAGCAAGUGCACUUGGGAACUAGGGACAUCUAUACUGGCAACAUGCCGUAGCAUGCUGCUUCACCAUUCCACAAGCUGCUUCUACUACGAAAUGGGUGAACUACUUCUGGAAAUGAUGAUAUCAUUUACUGACUCCGAGAUUAGUAACAGAGCUAGACUGCAAUAUUCUUUGCUGACAAACGCUUGUGAUGAAAAAAUUCGUGAAGUCCUUGGUGCAAAGCUCCUAGGGGGAAAUGCUUUCAGUCAGAAUAUUACUUCCUUGCUUUCAGGAAGUUUACAUCCCCCUAUGAGAACAGAGAUUAUCUACAUAGAUGAACCACUCAUUUCUUGGAAAGAUCUUCACUGACACCCCACUUCAUGCAGAAUGAUGCAUCAUCCGACUGUAGUUGUCCUCAUGUUUCUGGAAGACUGGAGAACUACUACAACAAUUUAUCUAAUCUGCGUACAGAGCUGAUUGCCCACUACUUGGUGUCCUUGG
Messenger RNA from Pomacea canaliculata, 2238 nucleotides. Its product is annotated as AP-5 complex subunit beta-1-like. Gene Ontology annotation, biological process: endosomal transport. Lineage: Eukaryota; Metazoa; Mollusca; Gastropoda; Architaenioglossa; Ampullariidae. The record is from RefSeq and is a predicted model, not a curated record. Gene Ontology annotation, cellular component: AP-type membrane coat adaptor complex; lysosomal membrane. The coding region runs from base 130 to 2106 and encodes 658 amino acids. The transcript is spliced from 18 exons.